AGCACCCAGCACCCAGCAGCGAGCACCCAGCACCCAGCAGCGAGCACUCAGCCGUCCUCCUUCGCACAUACCACACACACUUACACCCCACCAACCCAAAGCCGAAGCGUCUUCUCAUCCCAUCACACAUACCCCACACAAUGGCUCCCGUCGAAGUCCCCACCGAGAAGCCGGUCACCUCCGUCACGCACGUCGUGAUCUUCAAGCUCUCGGACCACUUCACCACUGAGGAGGAGAACAGGCUCAUCACCAACUUCCACUCCGCCAAGGACGUCUGCCGCAAGCCGGAUGGCUCUCAGUACAUCCUCGAAGUCCAGGGCGGUCGCGACGUCAGCCCCGUCAAGGUUCCCCACCACCAAGGCUUCACGCACGGAUUCGUGCUCAAGUUCGCGAGUCUCGAAGACCGCGACUACUACUACGAGCAGGACCCAGCCCACAAGAAGAUGAAGAGCGGCGCUCGCGCGUGGUUCCCCGAGGAGGACAUGGUCGUGAUCGAGGUUCUGAAUAGGGAUUGAUCAUUGAUUCGGAGGCGGGAUCUGUAUGUUUUUUAGUGUUUGCUUUACAUACGAAAAACAAAAGAUUCUAAUCCAGCA
Messenger RNA from Tricharina praecox, 593 nucleotides. Its product is annotated as stress responsive A/B barrel domain-containing protein. NCBI's taxonomy places the organism in Eukaryota, Fungi, Ascomycota, Pezizomycetes, Pezizales, Pyronemataceae. The record is from RefSeq and is a predicted model, not a curated record. The transcript is spliced from 3 exons. Bases 141 to 515 code for a protein of 124 amino acids.